Molecule: messenger RNA, 1695 nt
Organism: Closterium sp. Yama58-4
Lineage: Eukaryota; Viridiplantae; Streptophyta; Zygnematophyceae; Desmidiales; Closteriaceae
Source: the annotation of a GenBank genome assembly
AUGCCUGCCAUUGGUCACUGCGUGCAGCGCUACUAUUGCACCCGCAAAGGGAGGGCGGAAGGGCGGAGUUCCAACCGCGGAAUCCGGCAGCCUAGAUCAGCCAUGGCUGCGUGCGACGUCGCUGGGAUGCGACGCUCUGGCCUCAGGCUUGUGCUCGCUGCUGUGCUGGCUGCUCUCAUGCUCUCAGGGCGGCGGAAGCCCUGCGCCUGGCAUGCACGGACCGCAGCUGCUUUUGAGGCGCCUCAAAAGCCACCCACCCCCUCCCCAACCCUUCCCCUUCUCUUCCCCGGGGUUCCCCCAGCGUGUGCGCCCAGGGCGGCGGAGGCCCUGCGCCUGGCAUGCACGGACCGCAGCUGCGGCGCCAACGCGAGGUGCCUCAAGAGCGUGGCGGGCUGGGCGGACUGCGUGUGCGACAGGGGCUUUAAGCUGCUGCCCAACGCCUCCUGCGCGCAAACCUGCACGAGUGCGGACUGUGGGGAGAACGGGUACUGUGAGGAGGAGCAGGGGGGCCGCACCACGUGUCGCUGCAACACUGGCUUUGCCAACACCGCGGACGGCUGUGUUGACACGUGUGUGCUCCUGGAGUGCGGUGAGAACGGCCAGUGCGUGAAGGACGAGGAGGGGGCGGCGUCGUGUGUGUGUGACGCUGGCUUCACGCUGCGAGACGAUGGCAAGUCGUGCGCUGAGAAUGCGCCCAGGGCUCCAGCCGUCGUGCUGCCACCUGCUGCCAGCAACCGCCGCUGCCCGCGGGGCCAAGAGAAGGACGCCGAGGGCAACUGCGUUGACGUGUGCACGGUACGCAACUGCGGCCCCAACGCGAGGUGCCUGAAGAACGAGGCAGGCUGGGCCAACUGCGUGUGUGAAAGGGGCCUCAAGCUGCUGCCCAAUGCAUCCUGCGCGCACUCGUGUGCGAUAAGGGACUGUGGGGAGAACGGGUACUGUGAGAAGGAGCAGGAUCUCGCAGUCUGCCACUGCAACUGGGGCUACGCCUUGACCGAGAGCGGCUGUGUUGACACGUGCAAACUGCAGGCAUGUGGUGAGAACGGUCGCUGUGUGAAGGAUGAGGCGGGGACGGCGUCGUGUGUGUGUGACAUUGGCUUCACGCUGCAAGAUGACGGCAGGACGUGCAUGGACAAUUGCAUCCUUAAGAGGUGCCAGGCGCUCACAUCGGAUUGUAUGAAGUACGAGGAUGGCACGGCGUACUGUGUGUGCAAGCCAGGCUACACGCUGCUCUACGGCACCUGUGUUGGGCCGGCCACGUGUGGCAACUGUCCGUCCCUCGCCACAUGCACGCUGGUCUCCUCCACCAGAAAGGCUCCUUACUGCGUCUGCCCUUCUGGCUUAGGCAUGACCCCCACUGGCUGCGUCCGUGGCGCCCUCCCUACCGUGUCGUCAGCAAGUCUUACCUUCUACAACCAGCCGGGGUUUGCCUUGACGCCCUACACAUACACCAUGCGUGUGAGAAACACUGGAUGCACCAACCUGCCUUCGACAAUUGGUCUUAACAUGCGCUCGUACUGGCGGGUGGACCGGGCACCGGGAGGGGCGGGGAACUGCCAGUUUGUCAACGUGUAUCGCUACGCCAACUGCGUUACGCUGCUGGCUCAGAUGCCUGCUCUGUCACUCACCAGCAUCGCUGCAGCGGGUGUCUCAUUCACAUCAGCUGACAUGCUGUCUUUCAUGUGUGUCCGCUAA